GUGAGAUCGAGCGUCAGUUGAUUUUGUAAAACAGCCAUGUUGGGUUGUCAAUCGAAAAAUAGUGUUUACACGUAAAAAUCUUUAAACAAUAAGUGUUUGUGCCGUUCAGUGUUUCUUAAAUUUGGAUUAACAUGACGUCCGCCGUGGAGAGCCCGAAUUGGGGCACCGAACUUUGGGAUCAAUACGACAAUCUUUCAACGCAUACACUGAAGGGCAUCGAAUUUUUAGAAAAAUACGGUCAUUUCGUCAGAGAUCGAGCCCUGAUAGAGUCGGAAUAUGCUUCGAAAUUAAGGCGACUGGUGAAAAGCUACCAACCCAAAAAGAAAGACGAGGAGGAUUACCAAUUCACGUCGUGCAAAGCUUUCAAAGCCCUCAUGAAUGAAAUCAACGAUCUUGCCGGUCAGCAUGAAGUCGUCGCUGAAGAUUUACAAGCCUAUGUGAUAAAAGAACUAACAGUUUUAGUUAAGGACCUACGAGAGGAAAGAAAAAAACAAUUACAAGAAGGCCAGAAACUGCAGCAACAGCUACAAACGCAAAUCGAAAAUUUACAGAGAGCGAAGAAGGCUUACGAAAAAGCGUUCAAAGAAGCUGAAAAGGCGAUUGAAGGCUUUCAAAAGGCGGAUGCAGACUUCAAUUUAUCGAGAGCCGAGGUAGAGAAACACAGAACGAACAUGGCGCACAAAACGCAGGCCUGCGACCAUGCGAAAAACGAGUACGCUGUCCAGCUCCAACAAACCAACCAAUUGCAAACGCAGCAUUUUCUCUCUGGUCUUCCGGAAGUCUUCAGGCGUUUACAAGACAUGGACGAAAAACGUAUUAAAAACAUCAAGAAUUUCAUCAGGAGCUCGGUGAAGAUCGAAAGAAACGUAUUUCCUAUCAUCAACAAGUGUCUGGAUGGGAUUUUGAAAGCUUCCAACGUUAUAAAUGAAAAAGAGGAUACGCUUUUGGUGAUAGAAAAAUUCAAAUCGGGUUUUCAACCUCCUGACGACUUCCCCUUCGAAGAUCUGUCAAAAGGUGGCAGUGAUUCAGGCAGUUCGAACAACAUAAACAAUAUACAGGUCGGGGGUAAAAUUAAAGAAGGCGGUUAUACAGUGAAAGGCACCAUCACAGGCAAGGCUAUGAAGAAGAGAGCUGGAAUAUUUAAUAUUUUCGGAAGCAGAGGGCUUACAGAUGUCUGUAUGGCCAUAAAGAACGCUACUGUUGCUGACGGAAAGGAGGACUUGAGCGAUCUACCGCCCAAUCAGCGACGGAAAAAGCUACAGCAGAAAGUAGAAGAACUGAAGAACAAAAUUAGCCAAGAAGUGGCAGCCAGGGACGCUCUGAUGAAGAUGAAAACGGUUUACGAAGACAAUCCAGCACUGGGCGAUCCCCGUAGCAUAGAAACUCAACUCAAUGAAUGCGGUCACAGGUUAGAAAAACUACAUCAAGAACUAUUAAGGUAUCAAGGGUAUCUGGAAGACGCAAAUAAAGCUAUACAGUCAGGUGGACAUAACAAUUCAGUAACAGGAAGUCCGCGUCUACUAAAUGGUGGACCUCGUAGUCAUAGGAAUAGUGUGAGUGCAACUGAAGAUAGUCUGAGCAGAUCAGCAAGUGAUAGUAGCGUAACGAAUCCGACUUUAAAUCAUAACAAAAGGAGUGCCCCAGGCACUCCACAAUUAAACCAUGGUUGUUCAAACAGUCCCGAAAGUGGCCUGGGCACGUCGCACACGUCGCUGCACGCGGCCGACUCUGAUCCAGACCAAGACCACUACGACGGCAACCACCACGACGCGGACCGGACGGACGGCGAUGGGGACGAUUACGAACCGGUGCCGGCCAUCGGAUACUGCAGGGCGCUGUACGCGUUCCAAGGUAAGGAUGCUUCCAGUGAGGGGAGCAUACCCAUCGCCCAAGAUGAAGAGCUCCAUUUGAUAGAAUUAGACCAAGGCGAUGGCUGGACCAGAGUAAGAAGAUUGGAAGGAGAAUUCGAUGAAGGUUUCGUACCGACAUCUUACAUAGAGACUACGCUAUUCAAUACUUAGAAAAACUACUGUGCAUUUCUGUUAAAGUGUUUUCAUUAACUGCUUGAAUGUUCGCAGCGCGUCAUUUAGUGAAAUCAAUUUCAUUCGGUUUUCAGUUAAUUUUUUGAAAUACUAUCUAUAGUGAACAAUCUACAUAAAUAAUUCUUCAUCUAAAUAGGACUAAGUGUGAUGAGAUUAGAGUGGAUGAAUGUUCUCUGCACAAAGAUAACUAACACCAUUUUCGGUUAGACAAGUAUUCUUUUUUGUGAUAUAGUUCACAGUUUUUAUUGGACAUUCGUUUUGCAAUAUAUUUUAGAUAGUUUAUAUAUAUUUAUCACAGAUGUUAGAUGUUUUAUACCAGACAAUUUAUUUUACAAAACACUUUUAUGAGCACCUAUUUAAGAGAGACCUUGUUCAAAUAAAUAUUUGAAAUUUACUGAAGAAACUUUAAAUAUCUUUGAGAUUCUUCUCCACAUUAUUCUUGUCAAAUAAAAUGUCAGAUAUAAAACCGCUAAUAAUGGGACAAGAUGUGUAAUGAUUACCAGUAGUAUGUAAUUAAACCAACAUCAUACUAUUCCAACCAUAGUAGAUAGAACUGUAUAGAGUAGGUUGUGAAGACUUUUCUUAAGGAAGAUUCGUUUUUAGUAAGUGUUAACAUCUUGUCCGUAUCUAACCUGUUAAUGUAGUAAACAAUCAAAUGUAAAAUUAAGUAUUUUUGUUAUUAUUUCCUUCCAAGAUUUGUCUGUUCAGUUUUUUGGGUCUAAACAAUUCAGAAAAAAAAUCUUUUUAUUUAAAUGAUGAAAACGUUAACUGAAAAUAGCUACUUUCCAUUUUUACAAUUUCUUCUCUUCACGAUUAUAGUAAAUAACAGUGAUUAAAAACUCUCUAAGAAGUAUAGCAACAAAUUUAGCGAGAUCGUGAAGGGGUUUCAAUAUGGCUGACUUCUGGUCAUCGAAUGAAUAUGUAAACACUAGUAGUUAUGUCCCUCCUUUAAUAUAUGUAUAUAAAAAUAGUAUUUGAAACAAUAUACUUAAAUAUACUUCAAAACUUCAACUUAUGGACUUAAAAUCAUCUAAACAAGUUAAAUGGGGAGUAGCUACUUUAUGUUAAAUUUCAUUUGUUAUAUCAAAUAUCAACUGUUGAUUGGUCAUAUUCCUUCAAAUUAUAUUUACGUCCAAUUAUUUUCUAUGUAUUUUGCUUAAGUAUAUGUUGAAAGGGCACUAAACAUGUUCCUUUUGCUUAGCACAAUUUUAUAGGAAUAUAUAGAGGUUAAGAUUCAGGGUGGCCCGAACUAAUAAUAAUAAAGGUAUUUACGGUAUUGAGUAUCAAUCAAAUAAUGUGCGUCACCCUGUAUAUGCUUUGUUGUUGCAUUUACGUGAAAUCGAUUUUUCUCAUAUGCAUUAGGCGAUCACUGUUUUUUUUGUAUACUUUAAAUAGUUAAAGGAAACAUUAAUUGCCACUUAGGUUAUUCUAUUUUUUUUUGUAAAUACGUGCUCAUUAUAAUUUACUAAAAAUAUUAUUAAAUAGUUGUCAUUUUGGAAUUUUGUAACAUAUAUUUAGCGUAUUUAAAAAUCUAUUUUAUACACUAUACACAAAUAUAGUAAUUUAUUUUUUCGCCAUACUUUUCUUAUGUUUGUUGGUAAAUAUUAAUAAAUAUUUGCCAAAUUGUGAGAAAGAAAAUCGUUGCUCAUAUGAUCUAUACCAAAUUCAUUUUAGUUGUCUAUAACUUUUAAGGGCAAGGAAACUACUAAUAAUUUGCUGCAAAUUAUUUUUGCAAAAUGUAACAGCGUUAUUUAAACCUUAUAAAAUUUACAAGAUUACAGUAAAAAAAUGGCGUCGCAAUAGCCUUUGAAUUGAAAAUUGAUGAUAAUUUUUUUUAUUUUUUCUGAAUCGCAUAUUAACUUUAUACGAUUUUUUAUGUCAGUUUUUAAUAAAUGACAUAUAGAGGUGUUAGAAAUUAAUAUCGAUGGCAAUUUCAGAGGCUACUAUAACGCCUUUUUUCGAUCACCAUUUUGCGUUUAAUCUAAGAUCUUAACAAUUAUAAUUUUUUUAAAGAGUUUACAUUUUGCAAUUUUCUCAUGUUUAAUAAAUUUUUUCAAUAUAAUAUUCAUACAAAAAAACAUGUUAGUUUUCAUAUCAUUAAAUCAUUAUUUCGCCAAAUCGCAUAUCCAAUCAAACAUUUCAUAAAUCUAGGAUUAAAAAAAUGUAUUCUAUUUAAUCAUGUUUAGCUUAAGCUUUAUGGAUAUUUUGACACAUAAUCAGGUAUGCCAGAAACCUGUAAAAAUUAAAAAAUAUAUAUUCGAAAAUGUGCUGAUUUGAUUGCUAAAAAAUUGUCCUUGAAAGUUUUCAAAAUUUGAAAAAUGAACUUGCUCUGAUAUUUAUAAUCUGUGUUUGUAUAUGACUGAAAUUAUAUAAAAAAUAUACCAUUAUAAAAUU
Messenger RNA from Sitophilus oryzae (rice weevil), 4436 nucleotides. RefSeq names its product formin-binding protein 1-like (gene Cip4). Gene Ontology annotation, molecular function: protein binding. Bases 132 to 2021 code for a protein of 629 amino acids. Gene Ontology annotation, biological process: signal transduction. Lineage: Eukaryota; Metazoa; Arthropoda; Insecta; Coleoptera; Curculionidae. The record is from RefSeq and is a predicted model, not a curated record. The transcript is spliced from 14 exons.